CUUAAAUUAGUCAUGGCUGGGGGAAGAUGUUUUGUCACGCUGAACUCGGGAUUGACAGUUCAUAUAUAUUCCUAUCUACCACUAACGUCAUCUCCAGUCGCAAUUUCGCUAGAUGAAGCUAUCGAACACACAAUAAUGGAUCGUCCAAAGGCUAACGAGACUGAGUUGAUUUUCAUCUACGCUACUUGGCCCCUAGCAUGCGCUAUUCAUAUCCUCCAGAUCCAUUACAUGAGGGCACGACACCCCGAGUUGCGCUUCAUUCUGCCCGUGUUCGCCCUCACGGCACCGCUCUUCAUCGCCUUCGAGGUCUGCAACAGUCCCGGCUCCAGGUUCUACAACCCGUCGGCCGCAUGGCCGCUCUUCGCAACGUUCCGCGUCGUCUGGGCGGCCCAUUUCAUCUCCUUCCAGUACGUGACAUCGAUCCUGAGGGUUGCGGACAGCAUGCGCGGCGUGCUGCCACGGGUCAUCGUGUACGCCGGGGCGGCGACCCAGUGCGUCAUACUCGGCACGGGGCUGACGCUGCUUGCCCUGUUCGACAUCGAGCUGGUGUGGGCAAUAUUCAUCAUCUCCCACGCGCAGCUGCUGGCGCUGCUGGUCCACUGCUGGGUCACCAUCCAGCAGCUGCGCAGGCGGACCUUCUUCCUUUGGACCUCGUUCGUCUCCGCCAUCACCCUCCUCUCGGUCGUCUCCCUCAUCGUGGGACUGUCGGUCAGCGACUGGCCCGUCCCCGUGUUUUCGGCCCAGUGCAUCCUGGCGCUGAUGGACGCCGUCGGGGCGCUCUUCCGACAUCGGUGCACAAACAAGCCGGACGCGGCGGCCGACGACGUCGGGCUGUUCACGAGACUGAGCAACAUGUCGCCGUUUCAGGGCCACCCCCUGGAAUCUCUCCCUUCGUUACCGGAAAACCGGUCGGCGGUGAGUUCAACGCCGUCAAAACAAAGCUUGCUGGGGAUGCUGAUGGUCGGUUGGCUCGCAGUUUGACCCGGGGGUCUGAGCAUGGUCCCGAAUGGGAGGCUAUCAAGCGAUGUGGUAAUUCCAAGGUCAUCUCAACGAACGACCAGGGCAAGAGGGUACAGAGACCCUCGUGGGCCGGGGGCAAGUCUCCCUUACCUUUGCAGGAAGGGCGCAAUGGAUGAGAUUCCUCACUGGAAGUCUGCUACUGAAGUCCCUGGCCAGGAACCGAAUGUCUCUAUUGUGUAGUUGCUUUACCGCAAGCGAGCUAUAUCUACGGACAAUAGGAGAGCGCCGUGGACAGACGGACGCUCUAUGGAGGACAGAACAUUGAAAUGCGGGAUUCCGGGGCGCUUCCAUCUAGUUGUCGGGUGAAUAAAACGAUGUCGAGUCUUCCAAACUGGCGGCCUCGACGGGACGGGCCGAGACGUUCGAUUCUCUGUACAUCCUAGAACAAAUUCAACGGUC
This is a messenger RNA of Phialemonium atrogriseum, 1419 nucleotides long. RefSeq lists its product as uncharacterized. The transcript has 2 exons. The record is from RefSeq and is a predicted model, not a curated record. Lineage: Eukaryota; Fungi; Ascomycota; Sordariomycetes; Cephalothecales; Cephalothecaceae. Bases 13 to 981 code for a protein of 322 amino acids.